Aspergillus costaricaensis CBS 115574 is the source of this 3018-nucleotide messenger RNA. RefSeq lists its product as uncharacterized. NCBI's taxonomy places the organism in Eukaryota, Fungi, Ascomycota, Eurotiomycetes, Eurotiales, Aspergillaceae. The coding region runs from base 314 to 2662 and encodes 782 amino acids. The record is from RefSeq and is a predicted model, not a curated record. The transcript is spliced from 3 exons.
UGUGCUUUCUCCCUUCACUCUUUUCAGUUCCGACAUCCAUGCGUCUCUAACCCAACUCCUUCUGGCUCCAUCCAGAUCGUCCUGUCGCGUCGUGUCGUACCCUUGACAUCUGGGGAUGAAAUUGUUCCCCUCAUGCGAGGAGUCCUGCACUGCAUAGAUUCACACGACCCUUAAAGCACGCGCCCGGUGUGGCCUGGACGAGCCACUUUCCACCCCUUCCCCUCACACACAACCCCCCUCCACCCGCUCAUUCCAAUGAACCAGUGACUGGUGGAUAUCUCUUCGCUAUUGUAGACUGUCGCCGUUGCCCAGCAUGGCAUCCAUCAUGGAGGGGGGCCUACUGCCCAUGAUUAAAUGCUCCAAUUGUGGAAUGAGCGUGGAAAUCUCCUCCAUGGGCGAUCAUGUGUGCGUUAAACCAAUGCCAGCGACUCCUUCGCCCUCUCAAUCCCCUCCGCCGCCCCCGCCCAAAUCAGACAAUGUGUUACCCUCCAGAACUCCCAGCGAUGCCUGGGCCUCCAAGUCUGGAAGGUCCGGCCCUCCGCCUCGCAUUGACCCUGCAAUGGCCAAUCGUCCCUUCCUGAACCCCGCAAGCCCAAUCGCCAACCACGACCCGUUGGUCCCCUCCCCUCUUUCAACGUCUUCAGGUCAGCGAUCGCCGUUCAGAGCGCUCCAGCGCAGCCAGACCUCUCCGUUGCCCGACGAACCGCAAUCCCCGGAUUCGAUUAACCUGGAAACCGCCUUUGCGACUUUCCCUUUACCCCGUUCCAUGUCGGACAGACGCCCGGGUGGUAUGUCAAACGCAAAGGAUCUCAGGUCAGCACCACCAAUGCCAUCGGCUCGAUUGGCACCUGCAUUGGACAGAAAUGCGCUGGAUGACGAUAUGCCCCCGCCACCGCUCCCGAAAGAUGACCCUCCGGCGACGGCCAUGGGCGUUGGGCAUAGACAUGGCGCUUCGAUAGACAGCAAAAGCAGCUACCGGACAUCGCUGGCAAGCACACGGUAUGGAGACAAUAGGAAUUCCAAGCGGUCGACUGCCAUGUCGAGCCGCCGGCCUUCAUUUGGAAGCGUCGCGCGCGAUCCGUACAAGUUCGUGGAUGAUGCCCCCCCGGUUCCGUCUGCUGCACCGCAACAACUCCUGCGCCCCUCCAGGAUUUCGGACACCUCGGUAGCCGGAGUCGCAGACAAGCGUGAAGGCAGGGGUGAAAUAUACAGUGGCUUCGAUUUUGGAGUGUCGGAACGGCCGACGAGCGCCAAGGCUGAGAUUGACCAUGUCAAUGCGAGCGCACUCCGAGUCUCCUCGCAUACCAACAGCAACUCCGAUCGUCUGAGCAGCAACCGCGGCUCAGCAGAGUUGUUCUUCCAAAGCCCGUCCCAGAGUUCCUAUGGACCACCGCUCGACUUUGAGCUACCCAACGAGCCGCUGGCUUCACCCGCGACCCCGGCCAACGGGGAGUACAAGGCCUUCAAGCCACAAAGCUCUGAAUUUCUCCAACCAGCAGACGCUGAAUCUGGUCGCACCCACGAGCGGGAUAUUAACCAGAGGAAGGAUUCUGAUUCCGCCAGUGAGGGAAACAACUCCGUCUCCAACUUCGCACGAGCAUUGGGACUAGAGGUCGACCACACCGCGAAUGAUUCAAUCACCUCGUCGGAUUCCUCGCCGUCCGACACCACCCGGAGUGGAACGUCUCUAUCUAGCCUGCCAUCGGAAGCCAGUAUGUCCCGACGGAAACCGUCAGACCAGGGUCGUCUGGGCGCUGUUGUGGAGGAGGAGAAGAAGUCUCAGCAGCCUGUGCUGGACGAACCGGUCCUCGAAAGUCCGACCGAGCUCGAGCCCCCUCGCAUUCCAGAGGCCUUAUUCAGCCCGGACUCGCCAACUGACCCUGCCAUUAGUCAGGGCAGCCUGUCGCUUGUUUCGGAAAAGAAACCCCGACGUCCUGAAGAGGAGAGCCCACCGCGGCAAGAGGUGGUGCGUUCUGCGACGGCACCGCAGCCGCGACCCUCCCCUCGGCCCAAGGGACCCUGCCGUGGUUGUGGUGAAAUGAUUAUGGGCAAGUCCGUGUCAUCGGCCGAUGGCCGUCUGACGGGUCGAUACCACCGCGCCUGUUUCGUGUGCUUCCAGUGCCGGACGCCGUUCCAGACGGCCGACUUUUACGUCCUGGAGGACCGUCCCUAUUGUGCCCAGCACUAUCAUGAACGCAACGGCUCUCUUUGCCAAACCUGCAAUACUGGCAUUGAGGGUCAGUACCUUGAGACGGUGGAACGCCGUGGUCGUGGGCCCGCGGAUCGCCAGAAGUUCCACCCGGACUGCCUGAAAUGCCGCACCUGCCAGAUUCCCCUCAAGGGGGAUUACUUUGAAUGGUAUGGCCAGGUUUACUGCGAACGUGACGCCCGACGGGCGGCAGCUGCUACGCCACCACCUCCUCGUCCUCGCCGUCCAACCAUGCCCUCGUCUCCGUUAGCCCCGUCCGGCCGUGGAUAUCCCCCACCGCCUCCAGGGUACAUGGGCCCUCCUGGCCCCGGUCCUGGCUUUGGACCGCCUCGUGGACGGGGUCGUGGUCUGCGACCCCCCGGCCCAGUCGAUGGGCCAUAUGCAGCGGCGGGACCCCUUCCUCCCGCGCGACGUUUCCCGGAGCGCCGGACUACCAGGUUGAUGAUGAUAUGAUAUCCCUAAUGGCUGUUCUGAUGGGCGUUACGCUGCGGACAGCUUUCUUUUCUCUUAUUUUGCCAAUGCUUUCCAAGUUUUCGGGCACAUAUUUUUUGCCCUUCACAUUUCCUUGCCAUGACCUAGACCUUUCGCCAUAUACCCUUCUUUUGCAUCUCCAGAAAUUGGUUCCUCAUCGUUAAUUCUUUCUCCCCUGGCUGGCGAGGUUUGAACUGGGGUCGUUUCUCUUCUUAUCUGUUGGUGGUCACCAACAAGUCAUGUUUACACUGCAUAAUGUCUGGUGUCAUCUUGGUGUUUCCAAGCUGGUUAUUCUACUUGGUUGGGUGGCUGGAUAUCCUCUUGACGGCAUGUUAGAG